This is a messenger RNA of Sclerotinia borealis F-4128, 873 nucleotides long. Lineage: Eukaryota; Fungi; Ascomycota; Leotiomycetes; Helotiales; Sclerotiniaceae. The record is from the annotation of a GenBank genome assembly.
AUGGCACCAGUUUCCAAUGAAGAACAAUUCAAGUUCCUUAUCAGUUGUAUUCGGUACAGUAACAAUGGAAAGGUAGACUUCGGUCAAGUAGCCAAAGAAUGUAAAAUCGUCACCAAAGGUGCCGCCGCAAAACGUUAUGAACGCAUGAUGCGCUCCCACGGAAUUGCCCCUAACGCCGCAUCCAUCAAACCCGCUCCAGGCAGCUCCUCCGGCUCCUCGUCAGCCCCCAUAUCCGCCGCACGCAACAAACCCAGUUCGGGCAGGAAACGGAAGUAUUCUGGUGAGGAAGAGAAUAUGGAUGAUGAGGAAGAGUCCUCCAAUCAAAGUUCUAUAAUCAAGAACAAAAUGAAAAAGGAAAUCAAAGGCGAGAUGAGGACUCAUGCGAAUGUAAAGGAAGAAGCAGAUCGUGAGGAUUCUCCAAGUACACAACUACAGGAAGGGUUGCAGAUGGGUCUUGGUGCGGGACUGUGUGAUGUUAAUAGGGAGUUGGUUGGAUAUUAUAGUGAUGGGGGUAUUAGUGCGAGUGGGGGAAGUGUUCAUGGAGAUGCGGAUGGACUCGAGUAUGGAGAUGUUGUGGAGUAUGCCGGUGUUGAAAUAAAUGCUAGUGGUAUUAAUGCGGGUAGUACGGGUGCUUUUAACCAGCAGCAGACUGGCUACACCUUUAAUACUAGUGGAUAUGGUGGAAUGAUGAGUGGUCACGGUAUGAUGGGAAAUGGUAUGGGUAGUCACGGUGGACAUGGACAUAAUAUGGUGACUCCGAGAAGUCAUGGUGCGGGUCAAAGUGGAAUGGGUAUGGGUACGCAGCAGUUUCAAACGAUGAGCCAGAGUUAUGGAAGUCAAGGUGGUUCGGAGAGUCCUUUAUUGGUGGAUUAG